Molecule: messenger RNA, 1605 nt
Organism: Knipowitschia caucasica
Lineage: Eukaryota; Metazoa; Chordata; Actinopteri; Gobiiformes; Gobiidae
Source: the annotation of a GenBank genome assembly
AUGUUCAGCUGGCUAGGCUCUGAUGACAGGAGGAAGGAGCCAGAGGUUUUCCAGACUGUAAGUGAGGGACUCAAAAAACUGUACAAAACCAAGCUGCUGCCUCUGGAGGAGAGCUACAAGUUUCAUGAAUUCCACUCCCCUGCUCUGGAGGAUGCUGACUUUGACAACAAGCCCAUGGUCCUCCUGGUGGGGCAGUACUCCACAGGCAAAACCAGCUUCAUACGCUACCUGUUGGAGCAGGACUUUCCCGGAAUGCGGAUCGGCCCUGAACCCACCACAGACUCUUUUAUCGCGGUGAUGCACGGCGACACGGAAGGCGUCGUCCCUGGCAACGCUCUAGUGGUCGACCCCAAGAAACCCUUCAGGAAACUCAACGCAUUUGGAAACGCAUUUCUCAACAGAUUUGUUUGCGCACAGCUGCCUAAUCCCGUUCUGGAAAGCAUCAGCGUCAUCGACACUCCAGGAAUCCUGUCGGGAGAAAAGCAGAGAAUCAGCCGAGGCUACGACUUUGCCGCUGUGUUGGAGUGGUUCGCAGAGAGAGUGGACCGGAUUAUUUUACUGUUUGACGCUCACAAACUGGAUAUUUCAGAUGAGUUUUCGGAGGUGAUAAAAGCCCUGAAAAACCAUGAGGACAAAAUAAGAGUUGUGCUGAACAAGGCUGAUCAGAUCGAGACACAGCAGCUCAUGAGAGUGUAUGGAGCCCUGAUGUGGUCUUUGGGGAAAAUAGUCAACACGCCAGAAGUGAUCCGAGUCUACAUUGGCUCCUUCUGGUCCCACCCCCUCCUCAUACCUGACAACAGGAAGCUGUUUGAGGCCGAGGAGCAGGACUUGUUCAAGGACAUCCAGUCUUUGCCGAGAAACGCAGCCCUCAGAAAACUCAAUGAUCUGAUAAAGAGGGCGAGACUGGCCAAGGUCCAUGCCUACAUCAUCAGCUCCCUGAAGAAAGAAAUGCCCUCAGUUUUUGGAAAAGAUAACAAAAAGAAAGAGCUGAUUGCGAGUCUGGGCGACAUUUACAAACGCAUCGAGAGGGAGCACCAGAUCUCUCCUGGAGACUUCCCUAAUCUCAAGAAGAUGCAGGACCAACUUCAAGCACAAGACCUGAACAAAUUUCAGCCGCUGAAGCCCAAACUCCUGGAGGCAGUGGACGACAUGCUCGCCCACGACAUCGCCGGCCUCAUGGUGCUCGUCCGACAAGAGGAGAACCAGAGACCCAACCCUGUGGUCAAAGGAGGGGCCUUCGACGGCACGCUGCACGGCCCGUUCGGUCACGGCUAUGGAGAAGGGGCGGGAGAGGGCAUUGAUGAAGCAGAGUGGGUCGUGGCCCGUGACAAACCAGCCUACGAUGAGAUUUUCUACACCCUGUCCCCUGUAAAUGGGAAGGUCACCGGCGCCAAUGCCAAGAGAGAAAUGGUUAAGUCAAAACUGCCCAAUACAGUCCUAGGGAAAAUCUGGAAGCUGGCAGAUAUCGAUAAAGACGGGAUGCUGGAUGAUGAAGAGUUUGCGCUGGCCAAUCAUCUCAUCAAAGUCAAACUGGAGGGACACGAACUGCCCCCGGAUCUGCCCGCGCAUCUGGUGCCGCCAUCCAAGAGGAAAAUACAAGAGUAG